This is a messenger RNA of Penicillium verhagenii, 723 nucleotides long. RefSeq lists its product as uncharacterized. The record is from RefSeq and is a predicted model, not a curated record. NCBI's taxonomy places the organism in Eukaryota, Fungi, Ascomycota, Eurotiomycetes, Eurotiales, Aspergillaceae. The transcript is spliced from 2 exons. Bases 1 to 723 code for a protein of 240 amino acids.
AUGCGAUCCAAACCCUCCGAUUACCCGGCUCUUCCUUUCCAUGGAAUCCGUAUCCUCAGCUUUCUAUCAUCACUGAUAGUCGGCAUUGUUCUGGCCGUGUUUAUCAUUCAUCUCCACGCUGAUGGAUACAAAUUACCCUUUGCCUUUCUGAUUCUCCUCAUCGUCUCUCUCUUCUCCCUUCUAAACAUCAUCUUCACAUCCUUCAUAAACUGCGCCUGCAGCCUCAACACCAAACUCUCCAUAGUCCUCAACAUCAUCAUCCUCCUCCUAUGGGCCCUCGGCCUAGCUCUUAUAAGCUACAAUAUGUCCCACACCAUCCUCACCUCCUGCACGGCCGAAUACUGGGGAAACUCGACCGGCGAAAACGUCUGCAGGAUGUACAAGGCCCUCUUCUCAUUCACCAUCCUUGCAACGGCCUCAUACAUCGCAAUGCUGGCUCUCGACGGCAUCGUCCGUCGGCGUCAGAACAGACUGGGCGCGUAUGGACUUGCGGGAGAGGAUCACAUGGAGCUGAAGUUGGCCGGUGAGCGGGAUGCGUUGGCGGGGAAUGGUUCUUAUGAGGCUGUCCCGGCUGUUAUGUCGGGCGGGUAUUCUCAUACCAACACUGCCUAUACGCAUGAUACUGAGCAUAGUCAUGCUGGUGAGGCGGCGGAGUACUAUGACGCUGCACAGGGCAUGAGUAGGCGGGGGCAGACAGGCUAUGAUCCUAUUAUGCACCGGUGA